AUGGUCGUCCACUAUAACCCGCUCACCAAAGAGCCCUAUCUCCAACUCCCAGCACCAUGUGCAAACAUCAUCAUGACCCCACACCGUGAACACCAGAUCGAGGAGGUAUCUGCUGCAAUGACCGAAUUUCUCAAUGAUUCACGGGUGUACUCCUGGCUGCAAGGGCCACCCUACCCGUUUCUGCCGGAGCACGGUGUGGAAUGGGUCAAAAUGAAAAUAGCAGAGCAGGAGGAAGUCGUGUCUACUCUGCAAAAAGAAUUCGAAACACCGAAAAGUCAGCAGGGCGACAGUCUAAAUAUCCAAGAGGAACCAGUGUUCUUUGAUAAAUUCCCCUUCCUUUGCAUACGCGAAGUAACAGAAAGAGAUCCUGCGACCGGCGCUCCGCUUCAAGAUGUCUGGAUUGGAGAUUUUAAUCUCACGCGGUAUGCUUUCUAUGAGUUGCAACCCAAUAGCCCGGAGCUUGCGCUGGCACAGAAGCAAAAUAAAGAUUUGCCUGCAGGGCACAAGGAUAUCGUCUGGGAUUAUCUUUCUCCUACUCAACAAAGCCGAGGAGUUAUGAGUGCUGCUGUUCGAACUGUCGUUCAAGAUUGGGCUAUCCCUCGGAUGAACCUUCAUCAUCUUAAAAGCAGCUAUUUUGUUGGGAAUACAGGGAGCUCGAGGGUACUUGAGAAGAACAACUUUGAGGAGAUUGGUACAUUCAAAGACUGGGCUCCAGCAAGCCCAGCGAAGGGACUAGGCCCGAUGUCGAUUGUUGUGAUGGAGUGGAAAGGACUUUUAUAG
This is a messenger RNA of Penicillium expansum, 780 nucleotides long. RefSeq names its product GNAT family N-acetyltransferase. Lineage: Eukaryota; Fungi; Ascomycota; Eurotiomycetes; Eurotiales; Aspergillaceae. The record is from RefSeq and is a predicted model, not a curated record. Bases 1 to 780 code for a protein of 259 amino acids. The transcript is spliced from 2 exons.